AUGUCAGGCGUGCAGAUUGUGGCUCUCCUCGGCGGCCUUGCCGGCCUCGGUGCCACCAUCGGUGCCACGGUGUCCAACGAGUGGAGGGCCACCAGCAGGGCAUCUUCAGUCAUCACAGCAACAUGGGUGCUGCAGGGUCUGUGGAACAACUGUGCUGGGAAUGCUAUGAGUAGCAUGGUUACAGAGAUCCUUGCUUUCACUUUGACCACUAUGGGUUGGGUGCUAGAAUCUUGCAUCUUGCCGCUGGAUUACUGGAAGGUGUCAUCCCUCGACGGAACAGUCAUCACCACAACCAUGAUAUGGUCCAACUUAUGGAAGGCCUGUGCCAGUGAUUCAACGGGAGUAUCCAACUGCAAAGACUUCCCCUCAAUGCUGGCGUUGGAUGGGUACAUCCAGGCUUGCAGGGGAUUGAUGAUUGCAGCCAUCUGUCUGGGUUUCUUUGGUGCCAUAUUUGCCCUUGUAGGAAUGAAAUGCACUAAAAUUGGAGGAACUGAUGUAAACAAAGCCAGGAUAGCCUGCUUUGCUGGUGUGAAUUUCAUUCUUAGUGGCCUCUGCUCACUCUCUGCAUGCUCCCUCUAUGCUCACCAGAUAACGACAGAGUUUUUCGACCCCAUGUUUAUCGCACAGAAGUAUGAGCUGGGAGCUGCUCUGUUUAUCGGCUGGGGAGGAUCAAUCCUCUGUAUUCUUGGAGGUGGUUUGUUCUGCUUCUCCAUUGCUGGUUCUUGUACCAAAAGUCAUAGUCAGGCGGGCUAUAUCUACAAGGGUGCUACCUCCCAUUCUCAUAUCUCUUCCUACCCAAGAGGGCAAGCAAAGUCUGUAAACCAGAGGCCUCCUCCAGAGUACAGCAGCUCCUCCAGAAUGCAGCACUUUGAUAAAAAUGUAUAUGUGUGA
Molecule: messenger RNA, 891 nt
Organism: Myripristis murdjan (pinecone soldierfish)
Lineage: Eukaryota; Metazoa; Chordata; Actinopteri; Holocentriformes; Holocentridae
Product: claudin-10-like
Exons: 6
Coding region: 1-891 (296 amino acids)
Cellular component (GO): bicellular tight junction; membrane
Molecular function (GO): structural molecule activity
Source: RefSeq, a predicted model, not a curated record